This is a messenger RNA of Cuscuta campestris, 343 nucleotides long. The record is from the annotation of a GenBank genome assembly. NCBI's taxonomy places the organism in Eukaryota, Viridiplantae, Streptophyta, Magnoliopsida, Solanales, Convolvulaceae.
ACGUCAAUUCCUUUCACCGAACUUGGAAACAUCUUAAAAGAACACGAACGGAAAAUCAAGGCGUCGGAUGAAGCCCGUCAAGUAGGGAUCGCUACUGCAAAUUACACUGCUUCCUCUGAACGCCCCAAUCAUGGUCGCCGCGACGGGCCUGGUUCCUCGUCUGGUAGUCAGCGGGGACGGAACCAGUAUGGUGGCAGCGGCAGUCAGACUCGCAGUUUCUCCAGGCAGCAAGGUGGUUGUCAAUACUGCUCCAUUCCAGGUCAUACAAUUAAAGAAUGUCGCAAGUUGGCCAAGUUUCUACGGUUCCAUGGCUUUGUGUCUCAGCCCGCUGUGCAUAACACAG